AAAAGCUAGGAACAUGGCGACGACAAUGAAAGAGGCUGUCUCUAUGUACCAGAAACUAAACAGGGAAUGGAACAAGAAACCUCCAAACCUGAAUAAGUGUGGUGACAUUCUUGGGCAGCUAAAGAUUGCUUUGUUGAAUCUGUCAUUCCUACCAAUAGCUGGCAGUAAGCCCUCCAAACAAGAACUCAUCAUAGCACGUGAUAUCCUCGAGAUAGGCGUGCAAUGGAGUGUGCUGAAAGGAGAUAUCCAGUCAUUUGAGCGAUACAUGGCACAACUGAAGCCAUAUUACUUUGACUACAGGGAAGAGCUACCGGAAUCAUCCUAUAAGUUUCAGCUCCUUGGUUUGAAUCUUCUCAGACUACUCGCACAAAACAGACUCGCCGAGUUCCACACGGAAUUGGAACUGCUACCUGCUAAAGAAAUCCAGAACAACAUUUACAUCAAGCACCCUGUGUCCAUGGAGCAGCACCUCAUGGAAGGCAGCUACAACAAGGUGUUUCUUGCCAAGGGCAAUGUCCCCGCGGAGAGCUACAACUUCUUCAUCGACAUCCUCCUGCUGACCAUCAGGGACGAGAUUGCCACGUGUCUGGACAAGGCCUAUGAGAGAAUAGCCUUCAACGAGGCAGCCAGGAUGCUGUUCUUCACCAAGCCUCAGGAGAUGAAGGCUUACGCUGAAAAGCGUGGCUGGGGGCUGGGCCAGGACAACUAUUUUGUCUUCCACACAGACAAGAAAGCGGAGGAAACUAUACCAUCACAUGAACUAGCAUUACAGGUCAUCGAGUAUGCAAGAGAACUUGAAAUGAUCGUGUAAUACAUCAAGUGUGUUUUAAAUCCGCCUUACAUGUAUAGUAUUGUAGAAAUGUACUUUGUUUUGUCUGUCUCAUGGAAUGGUAGAUGUUUGUCAGAAGAUGCCGAUGUUCAGCUCAGAAUUUGAAGAUGCGGACACUGCUUUGGUAUCAUCAUAGUGUACUUCUGAAUCAGAGACACUUAUUUUGAAAUCCGUCACUUAACAGGAUAAACUGCCAAUGGCAGUUAGCAAAAACAUGUAUAUGCAAUCGCUGAGGUAAUUCCUUAUUCAUCGGUCACCAGUUAAAAUGUGUGUGGAUGUACUAAGGCUAUGUUCUGUUUGACAUGAAAUUUGCCUUGCCUCACUGUGCGUUGCUUGGGUGUUUAGAAUGUCUUAUCCCACAUCACAGCAGCCAACAAUUGUUUUGUCAUACCUCUGUCUUGAUUGUGUUGAUGCGAAGGAAUGUAUCCAAAGAAACAAGCCCUGAAUUCCAGAAGUUCAGAAGAAGAUGGGCCUUCUGUCAAACGGUAUAAUUAACAUUAACGAUGCCGUCUGCGAAGGCACUGUUCCCUCACUCUCUUUAAUUGGGUAAACUUUAAUGUGAAAGUAGUGCAGAUACCAGUGAGUACAAGUUCACAUCAUGUACAUGUAGUCUGGCUAGCGGUCCCUGCAUUACAUUAUACAUUGUGGGGACAGGAACGAGUCUGUUGUACGAGCGCAACCAUUGAUCGAAUUCCCUGGUAAGGUAUACACAAAACGUAUCAUGGGUACCAUGCAAAACUGACUGAAAUGAGUGACAACAGUUGCUCUCGAACUUCCCGAAGCUCUUCUGUCUCAUGCAUGUGCACAUGCUGUUGGCAGAAAGAUGCCACAGUGAGUGUGAUAUGCAGACAUAUCGCCCUGUCAUGUGAUCAUUCUGGGCCAAUGAACAGACAGUAUCCAGGACAGAGGUAUGGCAAGUAUAUUUAAUGUGCACUCAUUCUAAUGACCAAGGAUCCAUUUCCAAGAGCUGCUAAGCUGAACUUUCAGCCAAGCAUAGGAAAUGAAUAGGCUAAGUAAGUACGAGUUACCAAGGUGUCAUACAGAGUGUAUGUAAUACUCAAGACAGGCACGCCGCUCAUUUUUGCUAAGCCUAAAAAUGUGCCAAACAAUGCGUUCUUCAGGCCGCUCUACUCCAUGAAAUGAUGCCCAGCAAUAUAAGAGUGGCACUCUUUAGAUUGCUGGAGAGAGCAGUGCUGUUGGUUAAUCAGUACCCAGGGUCACACAGUGGGACUUUCAGAUUGAAUGAAACAUCCCUGGAAUGUUUCUGUGAGAAUCAUUUUAUUCAAUAGGCAUCUUGUAGAGUUCUGCAGUCACCAUUCCAACUGGAGAAAAAAAUAGAAACUUUCCGAUGAACUGCACAUCAAACUGAUAAGCUUGGACAGCACUGUCCAAACACAGACUAAUACUUAUCUAAAGCUGCCAUUUGGAAUUUUCCCACAUUGAAUAAAAAAACAUGACGAGACUGAAGUCAUCCCUGGUUGCCCCCCGCUCAGGCAGCAUGAAAAACGAAAUGAAUCCAUUUUUGGUUGAAAGUUACAUAAGAGCAAGAUUACGUUGAUCCAAUUGUGUCCGUUUUGUUUUAGGAAAAUGGAAAUGAUUUUAAUAAAGAGACAACACACCAAA
This is a messenger RNA of Acanthaster planci (crown-of-thorns starfish), 2452 nucleotides long. RefSeq names its product proteasome 26S subunit, non-ATPase 8 (gene psmd8). Lineage: Eukaryota; Metazoa; Echinodermata; Asteroidea; Valvatida; Acanthasteridae. Gene Ontology annotation, cellular component: nucleus; proteasome regulatory particle; proteasome regulatory particle, lid subcomplex. The record is from RefSeq and is a predicted model, not a curated record. Gene Ontology annotation, biological process: proteasome-mediated ubiquitin-dependent protein catabolic process.